AUGGAAGAAACAGACAUUCGAGAGGACGCUUUUCCGGCCCCGUCCAAAGAGGCAGUCGGCCAAGUUGAUGGCGUCGAGACGCAGGCCACAUCGACCUUUUUCUCGGACAAGAUCAUGGUCACCUUGUCACAAGAAGGCCGUUUGUCACAGUGGAUUCAAGUGUCGUUAUCUGCGCCGUCAGCAGCCAGUGUUGAUAUGGCUCUGCCCGAUACAAGCUUACUGCCUCUCCUGCACCUGACCCCCAAAACUCUGUUGGGUGGUGGAGGCGAGGAGAGGGAAUCCUCUGGCCAGCUCUACGCCGUGCAAAUCGCCAGCCACAUUUCCCGAAGGAACCCUGAUGAAAAGCGAAUGCUCAUUGUCGGUCUUGGUCUGCUGAAGCCAAAGCCAGACAGGGAGUCUUUCUUUGAUGUCAUUGAAUUGGUUCAGCAGAUCCUAUAG
This is a messenger RNA of Pestalotiopsis fici W106-1, 438 nucleotides long. RefSeq lists its product as uncharacterized. NCBI's taxonomy places the organism in Eukaryota, Fungi, Ascomycota, Sordariomycetes, Amphisphaeriales, Sporocadaceae. The record is from RefSeq and is a predicted model, not a curated record. The transcript has 2 exons. Gene Ontology annotation, biological process: proteasome assembly. The coding region runs from base 1 to 438 and encodes 145 amino acids.